This is a messenger RNA of Eimeria mitis, 348 nucleotides long. RefSeq lists its product as uncharacterized. Bases 1 to 348 code for a protein of 115 amino acids. Lineage: Eukaryota; Apicomplexa; Conoidasida; Eucoccidiorida; Eimeriidae. The transcript is spliced from 2 exons. The record is from RefSeq and is a predicted model, not a curated record.
AUGGGAUCGAGCGAUCCCGGCGCGGGAACCUCCGCAGGCAGCGGCUGCUGCUGCUGCAGCAUAUUCAGCUCCAUCUCUAUGUCUGCAGCAGCAGCAGCAGCAGCAGCAGCAGCAGCAACAGCAACAGCAGCAGGCAAUGCAAAAAAACCCAGCCUCAUAAAAGACAAAAGUGUGUGCCUCACAGGCCCGCCUGUCGGAGUUCAUCUCCAGGACGUCAUCAACAAUAGCGCACCAACCAGCGCCGCUAGCGCAGCUAUUCGGGUCGUUCUGCAGCAGCAGCAGCAGCAACAGCAGCAGCAGCAGCAAGAGCAGGAGCAGCAAGAGCAGGAGCAGCAGCAGCAGCAGUAG